Penicillium macrosclerotiorum is the source of this 204-nucleotide messenger RNA. RefSeq lists its product as uncharacterized. Bases 1 to 204 code for a protein of 67 amino acids. The record is from RefSeq and is a predicted model, not a curated record. NCBI's taxonomy places the organism in Eukaryota, Fungi, Ascomycota, Eurotiomycetes, Eurotiales, Aspergillaceae. The transcript has 2 exons.
AUGACAUCGGCCGGCGGGCUCGACGCACCCGUCACGUUUCGGCUUCCCAACUGCUGGUCAGAUUCCCUGAGGCUCAGGACGCCCCAGCCGACAGACUGGUCUACUGGUCUCCAGGACACGGCAUCGCCCCAUUUCGUCUCGGAAAGAGGAUAUGUGUUCUUCUCAGGCCCCUUCGAAUGGGUCCAACAUCCAAUUCGUGACUAG